Molecule: messenger RNA, 1136 nt
Organism: Diuraphis noxia (Russian wheat aphid)
Lineage: Eukaryota; Metazoa; Arthropoda; Insecta; Hemiptera; Aphididae
Product: receptor expression-enhancing protein 4-like
Biological process (GO): endoplasmic reticulum tubular network organization
Cellular component (GO): membrane; endoplasmic reticulum tubular network
Source: RefSeq, a predicted model, not a curated record
AUGUUACCGGACUUCUUAUGUAGACCACUAAUUAUGCUAUUUGGCAUAUUAUAUCCAGGAUAUAUGUCAUAUAAAGUGCUCAAGACAAAGCGAUCGACAAAUUAUGGUAUAUGGCUAAUGUAUUGGAUAACCUUUUCAAUGUUCACUUCCGUGGAAACCAUAACAGACAUAUUCAUUGGYCCUUGGUUGCCAUUUUAUAAUGAGCUGAAGCUUUUGUUUCUUUACAUGACUUAUCCAACUUCAGACAGCUCUUUAACUUAUGUGUACAAAAAUAUCAUAAGUCCAUUUAUUAAACGACAUGAAAAGGAUAUUGAUGCUCAAAUAAGUAAUUUUAAGAAAGGUGGCUUACAAACCUUAAUGAUAGCAGGCAAAAAGUGUACCAACAUUCUCUUGAAGCUCGCUAUAAAAGCUUUCCACCUCUAUGGGAUACAAGCUGUUCAGUUACAAAAUAUUAGUAUGAAUAUAGAUACAACUUUGAUUGAGAAUAGCGAACCAGAUGGAUAUAUUAAUUGGGAAGAAGUCAUUAACGAUUCUGAAGAUGAUACUUCAUUCAAGAUGACAAGUUCUUCAGAAUCUUUAACGUCUUUAGUAAGAGAGGAACCACCUGAAUAUUCCUUUUCAGACAUGUAUGGAAAUGCAUCAACAAAUGGCAAUGGAAUAACAUAUGAUCCACCAUCGUCUAACACACGCAGAAGAAAAAAAGCCCCAUGAAAAACAAAGGAAAUAAAUGAUUUUAUAUAGGUAUUUGAUACUAAAAAWAUUGUAUUUACAAUUGUAGAAAAUGCAUACAGUUUUUUCAAUGUGUGUAAUUUAAUGUUAUUUUUAUAUAACACUUUUUAUAAUAGAUGAUCUCUUUUUUCAUUAAAUAUAUAUUUUUAUACUCCAUACUGUUAAGUUUUAUCUUUUUAUACGUUUUUAUAUUAUGUAAAUAUAAAUAUUACAAUACAUAUUGUAUCAUCUAUCAAUAGGCUAUUUUACACAUUACAUUUAGAUUCUAUUGCUCAUGAACUCCAUACCUAGAUGUUUUGUAUUAAUGUGUCAUACACUCAUAUAAAACUAUGACAUAAAAAUUGUGUGUUUAGUAGAAUCAUUAGAAUUAUUAUUUAAAAUAUCACUGCGAAUUGUCAUAUUAAUAA